UUAAACUAGGUUAUAAAGUCAACACAGAAUUUUUAAUUCUAUUAAUAUUAUUCCUUAAAUAAAGUUUAUCAAGUUAAAAGUUUUAAUAGAAAAGUAAUAAAUAUGGCCCUUAAUCCACAAUACGUCGAUAUAGGAAAAGGAUUUGUUGCACAAUAUUACGCAUUGUUUGAUGAUCCCAAUUCGCGCAAUUCACUAGUUAAUAUGUAUAACAAUGAGCUCUCGUUUAUGACAUUUGAAGGUCAACAAAUUCAAGGAGCUCCAAAGAUAUUGGAAAAACUUCAGAGUCUCACAUUUCAAAAAAUUGAACGUAUCAUCACAGCCAUAGAUUCCCAACCAAUGUUUGACGGUGGAGUAUUAAUAAAUGUUUUAGGGCGUUUGAAGACGGACGAGGACCAACCUCAUGCCUAUAUCCAAACAUUCGUACUAAAGCCAGCAGGCGGUAGCUUCUAUUUGCAGCACGACAUCUUUCGUUUAGCUUUGCACGAUCAAGCUUAAAUGUUUGAUGGAAUCAACGAUUUUUAAAGUCAAUGAAAAAAAAAAAAUAAAACUCAGCAAGAAAAAUGAGUAAAUGAAGGAACAACGUCACAUCUUUUUUUGCCACACGAAAAAAUUUAACUAAUCUUUACAUUAUUAACAUUUCUUAUUUGUUUUGCAAAAUCGAAAAUUUCAAGUUGUAUCCAAUUUUUUUCAAGCAUAAUGUGAAUAAAGAAGGAUUUAAAUUUUUCAAAAAA
Chironomus riparius is the source of this 731-nucleotide messenger RNA. The record is from the annotation of a GenBank genome assembly. Lineage: Eukaryota; Metazoa; Arthropoda; Insecta; Diptera; Chironomidae.